Messenger RNA from Pelecanus crispus (Dalmatian pelican), 1227 nucleotides. It is a transcript of the gene TACR1, whose product is annotated as tachykinin receptor 1. Lineage: Eukaryota; Metazoa; Chordata; Aves; Pelecaniformes; Pelecanidae. Gene Ontology annotation, biological process: G protein-coupled receptor signaling pathway; positive regulation of flagellated sperm motility. Gene Ontology annotation, cellular component: sperm midpiece; plasma membrane. The record is from RefSeq and is a predicted model, not a curated record. Gene Ontology annotation, molecular function: substance P receptor activity.
AUGGAUAACGCUCUGCCGCUGGAAGCGGAGCUGGAGCGCCAGUCGCCGCUCAACGCCUCCCUGAACGAGUCCCUGUCGAACCAGUUCGUGCAGCCGCCGUGGCAGGGGGGCCUCGCCUACGCCUUCAUCGUGGUGGUGUCGGUGGUGGGGAACGUGGUGGUGAUGUGGAUCAUCCUGGCUCACAAGAGGAUGCGCACCGUCACCAACUACUUCUUGGUGAACCUGGCUUUCGCCGAAGCCUCCAUGUCCGCCUUCAACACGGUGGUGAACUUCACCUACGCCAUUCACAACGAGUGGUACUACGGGCUGCUCUACUGCAAGUUUCACAACUUCUUCCCCAUCGCCGCCGUCUUCGCCAGCAUCUACUCCAUGAUGGCCAUCGCGCUGGACAGGUACAUGGCUAUCAUCCAUCCGCUGCAACCCCGACUCUCGGCCACCGCCACCAAGGUGGUCAUCGGCGUCAUCUGGCUCCUGGCUUCCCUGCUGGCUUUCCCCCAGGGUUACUACUCGGUGAUGGAAAAGCUGCCAGGCCGGCUGGUGUGUCUGGUGGAGUGGCCAGAGCACAGCACCAGUGCCUACGGAAAAACGUAUCACUUCUGCAUGACCAUCUUGAUCUACUUCUUGCCACUCCUGGUGAUAGGAUGUGCCUACACCGUGGUCGGCAUCACCCUCUGGGCGAGUGAGAUACCCGGCGACAACUCUGACCGCUACCACGAGCAGGUCUCGGCUAAGCGGAAGGUAGUGAAGAUGAUGAUCAUCGUGGUAUGCACGUUCGCGCUGUGCUGGCUGCCCUACCACAUCUACUUCACCCUACAGUAUUUCAACCCCAAUUGGUACCUGCAGAAGUUCAUCCAGCAGGUCUACCUGGCUAUCAUGUGGCUGGCCAUGAGCUCCACCAUGUACAACCCCAUCAUCUACUGCUGCCUCAACGACAGGUUUCGCGUGGGGUUCAAACACGCAUUUCGGUGGUGCCCGUUCGUCAGUGCCGGCGAGUACGAGGGCCUGGAAAUGAAGUCAACCAGGUACCUGCAGACACAGAGCAGCAUGUACAAGGUCAGCCGGAUAGAGACCACCGUGUCCUCAACUGUUGGCACGGCCGAAGAGGAGCUGGAGGAGAGCAGCAAGGCCAAGCGUCUCUCUGUAGACAUAACAUCCAACAGCUCCUCCCGCAGCGACUCCAAAACGGUCUCCGAAAGCUUCAGCUUCUACUCCAACACACUCACCUAA